GGGAAAGGACGAGGAGCCUCUCACCCCAGCGCGCAUGCGCGCGCCCAGCCGGCGGCGCUGCGCCCGCGGCGGUGUUGGGCGCCGGGUGUGGUGUGACGUCAUCAAAGGACGCCCAGCUCGGAGCCGGCGGGGGCGACGCCGGGGCGGCCGCAGGACUCGAAAGGGAAGUCAAGUGAGAUCAUUGUCACCUUCAGCACCUCUGCAAUGCUGCUUCGCUCAGGCCGUAGAAAGCCAUAUCAAAUGCCUCUCCAUAGAAGACAGUCUGUGAAGAAGAAAUUUCUGCUAAGAAAUAUGAGAACAGCUCCUGGAAAGCCAGUGUUUAGCCUGCGAAAAACAUUGAAAUGUUAUAUACUCACUGAAGAUUCAAAAACAGUGCAUUUUGAUAUAGAUGAAGAUGGUCAUCAUGAAAUAUCUACCAAGGAUUCACAAUCCCAUGAAGAUAUUGCAUGGUUAAGUGUGUUCACACGGAAUGGAGCAGCAGUUACUGAUAAACCUGUUGUGGAAAAAAAAGAUUCUAAAAAUUUGGUGAGCCUCACACAGAGAUCAAAGCUUAAUGAAUUUGUGCUGUUGUGCAAGGGUAAGAAGCAUCUCUCUCUAAAGGUCUUAAAAGCAUCCUGUUCAGAGCCAGAUGGUCCUUCAGUGGAGAGAUGUAAUACGAAAACAUGCAGCCAUGAAGAUCCUGACUUUAAACAGCUGAGUGAAGAUAAUAACUUUUUCAUCAUGCAUUACCAAGGAGAUUCAGUGCAGUUCCAAUGCUAUGAAGAUAGAAGUUACUAUCUGUGUGUGAAUGAUGACUCACUUGAUAUUCGCAAGCUGGAAAACAAAGAGCCCAAUGAGGACAAAAAUUUUUACUUCAGGGUGUCAUAUUUACAGGAAAAGUAACUUGUCUGCCUUUCAGUGGCCUAAGUGCCCAUACAGCUCCUAAGAAGAUGAGGAAGUUUGAGAUCAACUAAUCUCUGUUUGAGCGAAAUUUUUACAUUUUCAUAAUUUCUAAGUCAUCAAUGUCCUUUAUUUCUGUACAUUCAAUAGCAAAAGAGGAAGGCCAAGUUUGAAAAACAUACUAACUGAUCAGUCUCUGUGUCUUACCUACCAAUUAUGUUUUUAAGGAAACAAAAUAUUCUGGUGUGGGAAAAUAUAUGGGGGAUAUUUCAAAGAUGGCAACAAAAAGGAACAUAUUUGAAUAUGAUCAUAAAAUGUGCCAUUAGUUCUCCAUGUUGUAAACAUUUUACUUUUUAAAAAACUGUCUCUUAUAAGCUCACCUGAAUGUGCAAAAAAAUUUUCAGAAGUUGUUAAAUGCAUACAUGCAUAACCUGAUUGACUGACUUGGAGAAAGAGUCAGAAAAGGAGUCUUGGCUCUAUCUGUGAAUAAGGGAAGAUGCUAGAAGCUAGAAGAUGUCUCUGCACCUCUAGCUCCAAGCCAGCCCAUAUAGUCCAUUAUGCAAUUUCAUCAUCUCUCCAGCAUGGCAACUCUGUAAGAAAAUGUACACAGAGCAUCAGACGCACAAUGUGCAGGCAGAGGGAGGGAGGCACAUUGAACUGAUGGGCCAUAACAGAUGCCAGCAAACACAGCAGAAAAUUUCUCUGACAUAUUGGCUUCCACUUCUGAGUCAUAGAGGGAAACACAAUCACAUGUUCAAUUGCAAAGCAGAGUGCAGAGUCUGUAUUCUUCAAAUAGCAAAAAUCUUUAUGUUGGUUAUAAUGCUCAUUAAAGAGAACUUUUAAGUAUUUUCUAAAUAAUACUUACAACCUCUGGACCUGCCAAGAGUUCAAUAAACUGCCAAGAGUUAACAUGAAGAAAAAAAACCCAAAAAUUAUGGAUAUUAAUUUACAUUAGAAUCAAGUAACUUAAAGUAGUUAAGAUGUUGCACAAGAAAUAGAUUCAGUCAUAGUAAGUACAUUAAUUUCAGUAUCGGAUACACUAACACUUCAUAGUCAUACAUUUAUUAUUGGUAGUGUAAUCCCCUCACUAAAUUACAGAAUGUGCUAGAAGUUGAUGAAAAGAUGACAAGUCACCAUAAAUCUUGUAUGAAGAAUAUUAAUGAAAUCAGCAUUGCUGAUAUAACCACAAAAGUAACAUUUACCUCAGUUAAAUUUGAAUCUGUUUUAUAGUUAAAAUUUAAAUUAUGGUUAUAUGCAGAAUUUUGUACUUUUACCAUGUGCCACCUUAAUUAAUUUUGAAUUUUUGAUUUUUUUUAGCAAUUCAAGGGAAAAUAAGCCCUUAUGGAAUACAGCAGUGGUAAUUUUGUAAAAUGUUGGAUUUGAUAUCUAAGGUAGUAAUAUCAUUUGAUGUCUUUUUUCAUAAAUCACAGUAAAUUCAUACAACUUCAUAACUCUAAAUAUACAUAGUGUAAAGCAAGUUAAAAAAUUCUCUAUCCUAAUCUUUGCUGAAGUCUUAUUCUGAUCAUAAAAAUCCCUUCACACUCACAUUUUCCAGUUCCCACUAAUCUAAGUGUCUUGUGAGUGGCAGAUAAAUUUUUAAUAUGUGAGGUCGAAAUCAUAUAGAAAUUUUAUUUUUAAAUAGAAAAUUAAAGCCAUUUCAGAAUGGCUUUCAUUUUUAGCCUUUCAAAAAAUAUAGUUUCAAACACUUUACAAUAAAAUCCAAUGUGUCUAACAUUUGAAUAUGAAAUAUAAUUUGUAUUUUGCUGUUUAAAACAACAAUUAUAUUAUUUAACUUUCAUUUAACAGAUGUGAUAAUUAUUAAACUGAUAAUAUAAAUAUGUUGCUCUUGUAUUUCUGCCCUUCUAAAGCUGUGCCUUCAAUAAAGUGCUGCAUUUUGCUUGCUUAGACCAAUGUAAUGCAAGUAUUUUUCAUAUAUUACUUAUAUAUUCUACAUAUAUUACUAUGGUAUUUUGACCAUAUUUGUGACUGCCUACAGUAA
Molecule: messenger RNA, 2878 nt
Organism: Vidua macroura (Pin-tailed whydah)
Lineage: Eukaryota; Metazoa; Chordata; Aves; Passeriformes; Viduidae
Exons: 7
Coding region: 205-882 (225 amino acids)
Source: RefSeq, a predicted model, not a curated record